Molecule: messenger RNA, 1004 nt
Organism: Camellia sinensis
Lineage: Eukaryota; Viridiplantae; Streptophyta; Magnoliopsida; Ericales; Theaceae
Source: RefSeq, a predicted model, not a curated record
CCAUCGCCUGAACUCCCCCGAACUGGAUCAUCCCCCGAACUCUCUCCCAGGGCACAGAGGAAGUGUGAAAUCCAUCUGUUCUCAUCCAACAAACCCUGCAUCAGGCAUCAGGCAGAUUGGAAAAUGGUUCAUGGAUUAAAGACUGGUCGGCUUCGAAAAAAGACACUCACGCAGCAAGAAACAGACUCGCCAGCUGCUAUUCCUUUAGGAUCACCCGUUGCUCCAUCUCGUGUUCUCCCCGUCCCAUCAAAUGUGGGACCAUCUCAUAAUGCCACUAGCCAACCAAUGGUUGAUUCUGAUGAGACACAAGCCCCAUCUGAAACGCAGCCGAGUGGCGUAGGGACUUUGAAGCCCCUACCGACACGUGGCAAAGGCAUACAAAAAAUAAUUCGAGCCAAGAAAGGGGAAAAAUAUUAUGUUCACAUCGAUCGUGGGUUGAAUGCAAUGACUGGCAAGUAUGCCACUCCAGCAACUAACGAGUUAGGAAUUCAAAUUAGAACCUUGUGCCCUUUGAAAGAUGUGAAGUCAUGGCUAGAUCUUGAUGAGACUACAAAAGCUGCCAUCAUCAUCCAAGGAGUUCUUGUAACUAAUAUUACUUGUCCACAAGAUGUAAUUGUAUUAUGUAUGCUAAUAAAAAGACUAUUAUUUAAUGAUUACAAUUUCAAUUUGUUAUGCUUGUAUGACAAGUUUCAAAUUGGAGACGAUUUCCACAAUGACUUACAAGCACAAGAGAUUAUGAAUAAGAAGGCCUAUGGGUUGUACAAAGAUUGGAGGUACACCUUGAAGCAAGAGUUCGAAUUGUUAGAGGGACUUCCACGUGAUGAGAUCUAUGCUCAUCCGCCCGUAGGGGUGAGUUUAGAUAAUUGGAACCAUUUGAUCGAUGUGGCAUGGCAAGAUACAUCUCACCAAAAACGGUCAAAAGUUGGCAAGAGUAAUAGGAGUCAAUUGCCGUAAAAUCAUACCAAUGGGUCUCGCUCAUUUCCUAUCGCAAUGGCUACUAUAGU